AUGUCUUCUCCUCAGAAUGAGGACACGUGCUAUUCAGAUAUCGAGAAUGAAUUUAUGCGGUAUCGCCCCCAGGUACAAAUCUUGAAUCUUGAAACAGAAAAGGAACGCUACCCUAGUGAUGUUUCUAUGCCGAUUGUAUCUGCUUGGAGGUGUAACCUGGCGGCCCUCUCACAGCGUCGAAAUUUGCUUUUUACAGCUCACCUCGACAAUAUCUAUGUAUGGAUUCCCAGUGGACCUCGCCAGCUCCUUGGGUCCCAACCCGAGAUGAUCAUUCACCCGGUGAUGAAAAACCCCAAUUCGCCUGGCUACAUCGACCGUUCUUGGCCUCAUACAAUCAAUCAAAUUAUUGUGGAUGAUCUGGGAGUUGAUGAGGUUUUGCUGUUGGCGACAGACUCUGGAAACGUGACUGGCUACAAUGUCGAGGCUAUUUUCUCAGCAAUCAAUAGGAGCUCCGAACAUGGAGGAAGCCGACCAUUUGAUGCGCAUGAAGUAAAGCCUUUCUUCGCUGAAUAUGUUUACUCAAGUGCAUGGGGCUUAGCCAUCCACAAAUUUGCUCGGUUGAUUGCCGUGAGCGCGAACACAGGCGUUAUCACAGUCUUUGCUUUCGCGUUAGUGGAUGUUGUGUCUGAGAGUGACAGUAUCAGUCUUAGUUCUUCUGAGACCUCAAGUGUGGGAGGCUCUGGUGUAUGGGAAAGCACAUGGAUAUGCAUUGACAGUGCACCGGAGAUGGAGGAGCUGAAAAAGGAGAUGCCCCAUCAUCGGACAUGCAACCUGCGGCUCAGCUAUACUGGUCAUUUUGACAACAUCCCAUGCGUGUCGUUUGCCAACUUUGAAUUGGACCCCAAUGGUCUGUGGAUGGUCAGCACCGAUAUCCGCAACCGAGUCUGUGUAUGGAGAGUCUGGGACAACCUAACCCCUGUCAAUACAUCCAGUUAUGAUUAUCCAGGGGGUGUUGAAGGACAAACGGGCUGGUUCGUCUUUCCUUUACAUCCUCGCAAAGUUCAACAGCACCAAUGGAAGUUUGAUGCCUGUGGAUGCGAACCGGUCCUAAGAAGUACAAAGGAUCGGAUGGUUUAUGAGCUGUUAGAUGCGGCUGAUUACGUUGCGUCGAGAUCGGUCCUCGCUUCUAGGAAAGUCGCACUUGAAGAACGUGCAACGAUUUCGAGGCUAUUUCUACCAGACGAUGUUUUUCUUCCUGAUGAUUCUCGGCCUCUAUCACUGAGCCCAGAGCUCGAUCAUACAACUCCAGAGGCUUCAAAAACUGCUUCUCCUGCCAGUGCUAGUGAGAGCAUUGUUACCAGCACUGGAUUAUCACAAGACUAUGCAGUGGAUCCACCCCGUCGAUCUAUCCGCGAGAGACGUGAUAUUGCCAAUUUAAUUGAAGAAGAAAAUGAGCAAUGGGGCAUAGAUCAUCCUUAUGACGAAUAUGUUGAACACCCUUUCAUACGCCAUCCAUGCAAUCCUCAAUUCUUUCCUAUUCUCCACUUCUCUGGAAAUAGGAUAACUUUAAAUCCUUAUCCGUUGGACCAUGGAUGCCAGUCGUUCUGUCAUGAUCCACUUGAGUUGCUUGUAGGAGAUACCAUAUUCCCUUCCUGUGAUCGCUUAAACUUGGUCAAGUACCUCCCUGAACUUGGGAUCGUUAUUGCCGCCUCCCAGGCCGGUGGAGUUGCCAUCAUCACUCUUACCUGGCAAGAGGAAAUUGGUCACAGCUUUCGCCUAGACUGGCUUCUCCCUUUCAUCAACCAGGACAGGGACGAUAAAUCUCCACCAUCACCUAUUAUGGGUAUUGCCGCAAGUCCUAUGCCUGGAUUUGAGAUGCCGCCAGAUGUCCCUUGUAUACCUCUGGAUGUCAACCACAAAGAUCGGUUGAGGUUCAACCACCGUCUGCUCAACCCGGAUAAAGAUGAGCCUGGUGUCGCAGACUCCCCGGAUACGGGGCUUCCAGUCCCUCUAACCCGGAUCUCAGCGCUGACUCCGAAAUCCCGAACCUCACAAUUCCUGAAACCCACGCCUAUGCCUCAAGCAUCUACCAACCCCAUGAGACAUGGCAUGGUUACCAGCCUUCUCGACAUUACAGGUUGA
Messenger RNA from Penicillium verrucosum, 2082 nucleotides. RefSeq lists its product as uncharacterized. Lineage: Eukaryota; Fungi; Ascomycota; Eurotiomycetes; Eurotiales; Aspergillaceae. The transcript is spliced from 5 exons. The record is from RefSeq and is a predicted model, not a curated record. Gene Ontology annotation, molecular function: protein binding. The coding region runs from base 1 to 2082 and encodes 693 amino acids.